AUGCCGUCUUUUGUGGCUCAACUUCUGAGGGAGCAUGAAGAAUCGGCAAUCGAGUCUAUCGAUGAUUUCGUAACGAGACUACAAGAAUACGAAGAGGAACAUCAAAGUUCCACAGGUUUUAGAAGGAUUUUUAUUAAUCUCGACCGAAAGCCGCGACGCCAAAGAUCAACUGCAAUCGGAAAUCUUGAAUCCAAUCGCAUGAGACAAGUGCAUGCUGAUGGAAAAGCUAUUGUCGCAGCUACAACUGUUUGUUUAUGCAUUUAUUGGUCAAUUUCCCAUGACAAUUUGGGCGAUCCAUCGAAUUCAACUCAAAGUCAUAAUAACUUCGAAACGACGAGCGAAACAUCAUUUUCAAGACAAAAUAUCUUAAAAGAGCGGAAUAGAGUGGAAGAGCCGAAAUCAAAGAGAGCAAGAGUCUCUUCAGAAGAAACAACCAUCAACGAAGACACACAAUUUGAUUACGAUCAAUUUAAUUUUCAAUUCGAGCCACAAGAAUAUCAAGGGCCGUAUUUCGAAGAAUUUGAGGAAGAGCCGCAGAGAGAAGAAAACGCAAGAAGAGUCUGCUUACUCGAAAAUGUGAAUAUUCCGACACGUGAAUCAGCGGUUGACGCAGAAUUGGAAUAUUCGAGACGUUAUGGUUACGACUUGUUUCAAGAAUUAAGCAAUAGUUUUGAUCCUGGGAAUUACUAUAAGCGCGACGUGCUAGACUCAUUAUUUAACAAACUCUACAUGUGUCAAAAGCAAAAGAAUCCAUCAACAAUACUUUUAAAUUCUAUUGUCAUUGACCAUUUACGUCCGACUGAUUACCUGCACUAUGCCAGCGAGUGCUUCUUAAAUUUCUACAGGAAUAUAUGGCCAAACUCGAAUCCCACACUUCGUCUCGCGAAAGUCCAAGCUCAAGGGACAAAUAAUUGUGCAUGGGGUCGGCAACAAGCUCAGAACUUUGGAAAAGACUAUUAUUUUCUAGUCCGUUUUUUUAAUAACUUGAGUUCUUUUUGCCUACCCCAAUUCAAGUGGUCCUCUUGCUUUAAGAAACGCAGAGCUGCUGAUGGGAGGAUUUAG
Messenger RNA from Oikopleura dioica, 1062 nucleotides. The record is from the annotation of a GenBank genome assembly. Lineage: Eukaryota; Metazoa; Chordata; Appendicularia; Copelata; Oikopleuridae.